This is a messenger RNA of Darwinula stevensoni, 1134 nucleotides long. NCBI's taxonomy places the organism in Eukaryota, Metazoa, Arthropoda, Ostracoda, Podocopida, Darwinulidae. The record is from the annotation of a GenBank genome assembly.
CAUGGCAUAACCGAGGCGACGGGAAAAACCUCCAUUGCUUUGCGGCUCAUGUCCACUGUGAUGGUCAGGGAUGGUACGAGGUUUUGCAGUGCACACUUCCACCUUGUGAAAACCCCAGAGCCACUAGACACAUACUCUAAGGUCUGGUGAUUUUGGAGAUUACUCCUGUGGACCUCUGCGGCCUGUUCACCGUCCGGGCAGACAUUCAUAAAAACGUUGACUUCACUUUCUCCUCCACCCUUCCUGUCAAACGCGCUGACAUGGUAGAGGAGGGCCUGGGCUAUUCAUAGGUACCAAGGUCACUGGAGUGCUGCUAACCACGCUGAAGUAACAUCCCGCCAAGAGUGGGGCGAGUUUUUUGGGACACCGUGUACCAGGUCUAUGGGUGGGGAUCGUGGUCCGAAGAAAUAUUCAAGAGGCGUUGGAGCUCAAUAAUUAUUUAAGUUAGAUAUUGGUAUGGGAGGAAGAGGCCGUGGAAGAGGGAAGGGGAGAGGAUUAUCCUUCAAUGUGGAACAGUUGGGGGUGACCAAGGCAGAGGUUCUACAAUCAGGUCCAAAACAUCAACCACCACCUACAUACCCACCAUUGGAGCGAAAGGCAUUGCCUCUGUCUACUGGUGUAGAAGAAGACUACCUGCUCAUUGUGAGGAAAGAAUUCCAAUACUCUAUGAGGGAUUCACCUCUCAGCAUCAAGCCAUCUGUUCAGAAGUCAUCAGCUGAGAUAUGCUCUCGGAAGAGCCAAAAGAAAUCUGAGGAGAGUACCUUCCCCUUUGACUGGUCAUUGUUCCCAGCAGAACUUCACCCAGGAAAGAAGGUUCACAAGAGGAAGGCAAAAAUUGUAGUACCAGUUAAAAUCAAGAAAGCUCAAACUGUACAGACCCCAGACAAGGAUGUGAUCAGCAAACUUGAGGACUUGGAGAAAAAGGAGGAAAAAGGGGAUGUACAAGAAGGAGAGAAGGAGCAAGAAGAGGAGGAGGACAAGGAAAAGGAAAGAGUGGAGGAGGAAGAGGAGGAGGAGGAAGACUUAGAUGAAGAAUUGGAUGAAGGAACAGAUUAUGCAAAUGCAUAUUUUGAUAAUGGAGAAGGGUAUUUGGAGGAAGAGGAUGAUACUUUGGAUGAUGGACCUAUAUAUUGA